CUGCCAGCUGCCAAGAUGGCGGCACGGAAUCGCGCUCGCGCUCGCGCUCCCGACUCCCCUCCCCCAGGCCUCUUGGGGGUUGGGAGCGCAACGCGCGUAGCGGUGCGCGGGUUGCCCUGCGUCCUGGGUGGUGGUCCCGCCAGCCGCCGGCCCCGCGCCAUGCGUCUCUUCGGCUGGUGGCAGCUCCUGCUUUGGGUGCUGGGGCCUCCUGCCUGCGGCCUGGAGGUUGCAGAGGAACACAGUCACUUGCCGUCGGAGGAACAGUCUGCGCCGGCUCUGCAGGCAGGGGCCCUGUCGGUGGCUGAGGAGCAGCCCUCCCGCGGCCAGGCGGGACAGGACAGAUCAGCCGGAGAUGCGAGUGCAGUGCUGGGGCUGGACACGGGUGGUGACCACGUGGUGAUGCUGUCCGUGAUCCCUGGGGAGGCUGAGGCUGAGGCCAGGCUGGGCCGUGAGCUGAGCAGCGGCACCUGCGGGGCCGGAGGGGAGGAGGACUCACGCUGCAGUCUCCGAGAGCAUCUGUUCUCUCUGGAUGGCGCCGGGGCGAGCUUCCCGGACCGAGAAGAGGAGUAUUACCCGGAGCCCGAAGUGGCUGACACGGAUCCAGCCCCGCCCGAGGACUCCAAUAACACUGAGAGUCUGAAAUCCCCCAAGGUGAACUGUGAGGAGAGAAAUGUGACUGGAUUGGAGAACUCCACUCUGAAAAUUUUAAAUAUGUCACAGGACCUCAUGGAUUUUCUAAACCCAAACGGUAGUGACUGCACCCUAGUCCUGUUUUACACCCCGUGGUGCCGAUUUUCUGCCAGUUUGGCCCCUCAUUUUAAUUCUCUGCCCCGGGCAUUUCCAGCUCUUCAUUUUUUGGCACUGGAUGCAUCUCAGCACAGUAGUCUUUCUACCAGGUUUGGCACCGUAGCUGUUCCUAACAUCUUGUUAUUUCAAGGAGCUAAACCAAUGGCUAGAUUUAAUCAUACAGACCGAACAUUGGAAACACUGAAAAUCUUCAUUUUUAACCAGACAGGUAUAGAAGCCAAGAAAAAUGUGGUGGUAACUCAAGCUGACCAAAUAGGCCCUCUUCCCAGCACUUUGAUAAAAAGUGUGGACUGGCUGCUUGUAUUUUCCUUAUUCUUUUUAAUUAGUUUUAUUAUGUAUGCUACCAUUCGAACUGAGAGCAUCCGGUGGCUCAUUCCAGGACAAGAGCAGGAGCAUGCGGAGUAGUGAUGGACUAAAAGAAGUCGGAUGAGGAAUUUCAGAAAUUAAUGCUGCACUUUCAUACAUUUUCUCCAGCGAAGUGUCCUCUUACAACUUCAGGCAGAUUAAAAGAAUCAUGCAUUUGUUGAACUGUUAAAUGUGUUAAAAAUUAUAAAUUGUUUUAAUUAAUACUGCAAUAAGCAAAUGCAAAAAUACUUGGUAGAGUUCACUAUUGUUGUUUUUAAUAAUCCAAUAUUUUAAGAGAGUAAUCCAGUUUGAAAUGCAAAGCUGUGUUCAGGUGGUAUGGUGAGUAGAAUGACAGUACACGUUACAGUUUUAGAAAACUCUUGAUUCCUUAAAUAAAUGUCUAAGAAGGUU
Molecule: messenger RNA, 1563 nt
Organism: Felis catus (domestic cat)
Lineage: Eukaryota; Metazoa; Chordata; Mammalia; Carnivora; Felidae
Gene: TXNDC15
Product: thioredoxin domain containing 15
Exons: 5
Coding region: 16-1212 (398 amino acids)
Biological process (GO): cilium assembly
Cellular component (GO): cilium
Source: RefSeq, a predicted model, not a curated record